This is a messenger RNA of Xiphophorus hellerii (green swordtail), 9957 nucleotides long. RefSeq lists its product as uncharacterized. The transcript is spliced from 8 exons. Bases 1054 to 3327 code for a protein of 757 amino acids. NCBI's taxonomy places the organism in Eukaryota, Metazoa, Chordata, Actinopteri, Cyprinodontiformes, Poeciliidae. The record is from RefSeq and is a predicted model, not a curated record.
GUCUCCGUUUAUUUAAACUGUCAAUCAGGAGAUAUUAGCAGUAGCACAUAGCAUGUGCUCCAGUUCUCCAACCUGAUCUAUACAAAAUAAUAGUGUUAGCAUGCAUAAAAUGUUAUGAAGGCGUAAUAGCAACUCAAAUAAAAAUAUCCAAACAUCUAUCAUUAAUACAGAAGGAAAAAUAAACAUUUGAACAAUAUAAAUGAAAGGAUUAUAAAACUUGCCUCUCCUCAGUGAAAUGAAUAACAAAAGGGAAGAGGAAAUUAAUAACUUAAUAUUUAUAAUAGUCCUGGAGAAUACUGAACAAAAGAAGAAAGUAAGGCGGAGCUGGAGGACCAAACCUCUUAUAGUAGACACAGAAGAACACAAGAACAGUCAAGUAUAAGUGGAAAAUACAUUAAAGAACACAUUUUGUGUAAAUAUACAACUAUUAAUAUUGACCCAGUUGCAUAAGGGAGCGACUAAAGUAUCGGGAAAAAGUGAAGUGGACAAAAGGAAGUUGAAAGAAUCCAACAAAAAUUUGUAGCAAAUAUAAUUGAUAAACUUUGAUCUCAUAAGUUCUUUAUGCCAACAAAUCUAAUUUUAAUUUUGUAUUUGUUGGUGUAUUGCUUUGAUAAUACCAUUUUUUUAAAGCAAAAGUUAUAUUUCUGUUUUUCUUGACUUUGGCAAGACAGCUUUCUAUGUAACAUAAAUCAUAGUUGAGGGAGGGCUAAAAUAUUUUAUUUCUACAUCCUACUUGUCGAAAAAGGUUAAUUGGAGGGUGGUAAUGCGGGAUGUAGUGCGUCAGUGAGAGAAAAAACGAGGACAGAAAGAGAUACAAUAGCCUGUCAAUAGAGAUUUAUCUUUUCUGCUCUAAUUCACCUGCAGCGGAAUAGCAUACGUCGAUACAUCCUCUCUCUCUCUGUUCUCUCUCUACCUAUCUCCGUCUCACACAAACACGCGCCGUGGCCGUGAGUUUCAUAUGCGUUCCACCUCCCGCAGCGAGUGGCCGCCUGGCUACUCGCGCUGCCGUUGGGAAGAGGGAGAGACGAAUGCGCGCGCCGUGGCCGUCUGGAAAUGAUUUCGUUUUGGCUGCUUUGCUGGAAGCUGCUGAGAGCUACAGCUGGGUUUAAAAGAACGAUACCUGAACUGACGGACAGAAACCACGACAACAGCCCCUCCUCCAACAACAAUCUUGCCUGUGACUUUUCUACGCUUGCAUACCCACGGAAUCUGGUUGCCAUGGAGAUUAGUCCCUCAAGUACAGCAACAGACCUAGAGACAGAUAAUUUCUUUAACUGUGGCAAUCAGGAGUUACAGGAACUCCCAGAUCCAAAAGUUCCAAAAGUGGAAGCAGUGGUAGAAAACAGAAAUGAGAAAAGAGAUGAAUGUGACUACCUUUAUUUUAUAACUGAAGAGGAGAAGGGAAAGGAAGUACAGGAUGACAGUGAACAAGAGGAGGAAGAAGAUGGUGGGAGAGUAAAAACUGAAGGGGAAGAUGAAAGAAGAUGGGAAGUGGAAGGACAGGAUGAUCUAAGAAUAGACCUAGAAGGAGAUAUUCAACAAGGAAGAAACAUAGUUGAGCACAGAGGGAGAGUAGAGGGGGAAGAUACACAAAAAGAAGAAUCAGAAAAUUAUAUUCUGGGGAAAAGAGAAAUAGAAGGGGCGGAUGAAGGUAGAGAAGGCACAGAUAAAGUAAAUAUAUGGAUAACAGGAAUUCUGGGAGAAAUUAAGCGAGAUGCUUCAUCAGAUCAGAUUUUCGUUAAUGAAAAUCCACAAAGUUUGUUGUCUGAGCCCUCAGUUAUCGCUUCAGAUCCACCAGAAUCCACACUACAGGAGGCCUGGAGACAUGACUUAGACAACAGAGAUGAUCUCAGUGAAAGCCACCUCAGUGACUGCCUCAAAGCAGAGCUGGCUGUUGUGUACUCAGACAGUGAUGUUGGGGAGGACCAAUGGCUAGCCUUAGCUCAUCGUGAUGAGACUGACCAUUCAAAAGAAAACAGAGAUUAUGCUGAUGACACAUGCAUUGCACAGAGCAUGAAGGAUGAUGAAGUGGAAGAAGUACAAACUGAAGUGUUGAAGUUGGAAGAAGGAGAGGUGAAUAAGCAAAAUGAGAAGAAGAGUAAAGUCAUGGAGGACAGUGAAGAACAGAUGAAGUCAAGAAGAGAUCUUUUCCUGCACUCUCCUUCGGUGAGCUCCACAGCCAGCUCAACCGACCCUGAUAGGAGGAUUCCUUUAGAUUUCUAUGUGCAACAGGAGACCCUCAGUGAGAAUGUCUCUACUGAGCAUGUGGACUUUUUGGUUGCUCGCCAGCAGUGGAAGAAGAUGGAGGAGGAGGUCAAAGGUCUGCCCAUCCCCAAACCAGGACUGGGAGCUAAGGGGAGCUUCCAAGGCACCCAUUCUUCUUUGUACCCCCCAACUCGAAGCCCCCAUCUCAAACACAGGGAAAUUCAACCCCCCAUGUACAAAGAACCUCCUCUGUCCUUCACCCUGUCCCCCGGUUCUGAGGACUCAGGCUUGGAUGACUCUUCAUUUCGCAGCGUUCUGGAGGAACCAGAAAAUUCUGUGGAGAGGGAGAUCCGACUGACAUUAGAAAGAGAAGAACAGCACCAAAGGGAGAGGGGAGUGAUUGCUCAGGGCCUGACGAUACCCAGUCUAUACACCCUAGGGACAGAAGGAUCUGUGCCAAGACCUCCAGUCUUUCGUACCCCUACUCUGUCCAUCUCUCCAUCCCCCCCCUGCUCCUCCUCUCUCCCCCGAUCAAUGUAUCAUGAAAUGACAGCCAAAAACGUCAUCAUUCUUGAACCCGACUCCUCUGGCUCCAGCUCCAGGAACUACCUACUCUCCUCUGCUAUCAGUGGCCUCUCUGAUUGGUCUCCCAGUCUUGAUGUGGCACCCUCAGAAAAUGUCAUUGUGGUGGAGACCUCCAAUUUGAUCAUUCGCAGUGCUUCUGAGUUUUGCCUGAGUUCUGGGCCUCCGCCUGUAGAGACACAGGAGAGUACUUUCUCUUCUAAUCCAUUCUUCAAGUUGCGUUCCAUCAGCAGUCAGUCUCUAGUGGAGCAAGAGAUCAAGAUGGUGAGGCAGAGAGAAGAGGAGUGGAGGAGGCAAAGGGAGGAACUGUGGCGAAGAAAACAAGAGGAAGAGUGGAGGACAGGGAGAGAGCGGUAUGACACUGUCCUGGUGUCACCAAGCCUAAACGAAAACAUCACUUUCAGUGUGCCAGUGGUUCCAGACAGAUCUGUUUCCUCCCCAUCAUCGCCUUCCAGACCACGGAAAAUGGAACGCUCUAGUUUGUCUUGUGACCACAAGGGCCAUGUAGAGACCUUUGGAAAGGCAGGGGCUCAAAGUUAAGAAGAAGCACAUUGAACAAGAUACAGUAUUAAAACAUGGUACAACAACCUAUAUUAAUCAACAUCUAAUAUUUAAUUGGAUCAUACUGUAUUGUUGUCAUCAUGUGGGGACAAAUGUAGUCUAAUGUUUCCCUCGAUAGGUAUACGUUGCUGUUGUGGGGUUUAUGCUGCUGACAGUGUUUGAGGACUGCAGUCUGGCUGUCUGCUCUGGUCUGUUUUUAAACAAACCAUAGGAGAGAAGGCCACUGGUUAUGAAGUAUGUGAUGAAAUAAGCAAAUUUCCUGAUAUUUUACUCAAUAAAUUAUAAUAAUAUCUGACUGUUUACCCUCCAAAGCAACCUGGAUGCAGACUGCUUUAAAGACCAAAAACACUCAAGGGGUUUAACGCUACAUAACUUUUUGAUGUUACCACCUCUGAGAGAUGUAGAAUUGUAAGACUGAGUAAUAUCAAAGCAAAGAAGACUCAGUAGUCUUCCUCUCCCUGAAUGUCUGGUUGAUAUGUGAUGUGACAUAUGUGACAUAUCAACCAUUAUACUGUAUAAAUGGUUGAUAUGUAACACAAUCCAUAGAUCUAAAACUUUAGCAUUUGUCUAUUGAGAAUGACAAUACUAUUCAAUCUUAUUUAAUCCAUUCACCAGAGAUAAAAUAAAAAAAAGUGCCACUAUUACGAGGAUAAUUACAAAAAUAAAUACAACAAUUUUUCUAACGUCAACAUUAGAUCUACGUUUUUAUUCACAAACCAGUGUAUAUUGGAAAAACUAUAUUUUCUUGCCCAUAAUCUGAUAGUUAGAGGGUGUGGUUCUGCCCUCUCAUCCUUAUCAUGGGCCUGGUGUCUUAACCAGGGCCACUUUGGGGCACUGAUAUACGUUAUGAAUUGUAAUCUCCAGGGGUCUCCUUCAUAAAACAUUGCGUAGGAUCUAUAUGAAAAGUGUACAUUUGCCCCAAAACUGAGGUUUGAUUGUCUCAGACUUUGACAUAUUUUAUGUGUUAAUCUGGAGCCCACAUCACCUUGGUUAUCUUCCAGGGAGAGGAAGGUAAUGGUGAGAAAACUUUGCUGAGAUGUUGUGUGGACUUUGAUUUAAGAUUUAAUUAGGUUUGAUGGCCAUUUUUUUUAUUUGAAUGGUCCUUAUGUACAGCAAUGGCUCACCAGUGGUAGCAUAAGUAACACUGCUGUACUGCUUAGAAUAAAGUUGAUCUGUAAUAAAAGUUUGACUGUGGAAUGAACUUAAAUGUCUGAGAUUAAUCAUGAUACAGUAUGGCUUCAAUUUCCCACCUUAGUGUCUGUCACCAGUUUAACCACCGUCUCCAAAACCAAUUCCUGUAAAGUUUUUUUUAUAGAUCACAAGCUUUGUGUGGAAAAUGACCUACGCCAGUGUCAGACCCAAUUUCUGUGUAGACAUGUUUAUAAACAAGACCCCUGAUGAUUGAGUAUGAUCAAUAUUAAAAUAAAAUGUGAUUGUGAUGUCACAGCAAAUUCAGCAUAUCCAGUUCUGUUGCAGAAGAACACUGUGGAUUUACAACCUUCACCUUAACUAUAAAAAUGAGAGAAAAGUCAGAAAUAGCAAACAUACUUGGAUGUGGCAUGACUUUGUGUUGCGAAAAUGUUUAUGGUUAAAAAUUAUAAUAUAUUUUAUUUAUAUAACCCUUCUCAAAUAAUCAAACACACUUUACAGGAAUCAAGUAAAAUUACAAACAGAGCACUUAAGUACAACAAACAAAAUAAAUUUAAAUAAAGUAACACUUAAAUACAUAGCAUUGUUUUACUCUUUUAUAGAAGGGUAAAAACAGGACACUAUUCAUACAUCAGAAGCAGUUGAUUGUGUUUUGAGAAAAGAUUUGAAUGUGGAUAGAUGUGUUCAGGCACAAAUGUUUUUGGGCAGAGAGUUCCCAAAGGUGGGCACAGCAAGAGAGAAGGAAAACUAUCACCCUUGGUCCAGUGCUUGGUCCUAUGUGAUGGAGACAGGCAGUUGAACAUCAAAAAUAAUCAUACAUCAGUUCAUCUGUUUCUUGUGCAUUCUGCUCUGCCUUAUCAAACCCCCAGUCGGUGUUGGCAGAUCUCUGCUUGAAGUGAGACAGUGUCUACUUGAAUGUUUUUCCUGUUUAAAGGGACUUUUUCCUCUCCACUGUCGCAUACAUGCUUGGUAGGAGGGAUUGCUGUGAAGUCAAUGACAAUGCUAAUGAUUGUCACUACGUGCUCGUCCAGGAGGAGUGAAUGUUGCAAGUCAAUGACUUGAUGCAAUGUCCUGGGUUUUCUUAGAUACUAAGUUUCUUUCUAAGACUUAGAAAGAAACUCUUUUGUCUACUUUGUUCAAGCAUCCAUCCUUUAAUUGAGCAUACUGUACUGUUUGAUAAAUAGGAUUAAUUGGAAUGUAUGUGUGAUUAAUGUGUGAUUAUAAUUAAAAUUAUAUUUUUGUAAAAUGUCUUGAGAUGACAUUUAUUGUGAAUUGCUAUCUCACUAUGACAAUUCAAUUUAAAUUUAAUUGAAUUGGUUGGCAUCAGAGUGGAGGCUGCAGGAAGAAGUGUGACGGUGGAGCAUCUUGGUGAUGUUUAUGAGUAAGAUAUCUGGAUAUGCUGAGGGACAGGGAGCUUCUGGAUGAUGUGGUCCUGGAAGCGUGUGUGGGUGAGCAGGUGAGCAGCAGAACAUUUUUGAGUUUAUUGAAGACUUGAUAGUGAACCAUAGAUUACUUGUUACAGUAAUCAAGUCUGGAGAUGAUGCAGGCAUGGAUGAGAAUUUCAGCAGCUGAGAAGGGGAGUGAUGGGCAGAGGCAAGCAACAUUUUUCUAAUGAGAAAAGGUGGUUCUUGUGAUGUGGUUGACAUAGAGUUCAAGGGAGAGGUUGAUGUCGAAAGUGACUCCAAGGUUGCAGAUGUGAGUUGAGGGAGACAAAGUGAUGCUCUCAGUGGUGAGACUGUAAGGGAUUGGAGACCAAUGAGGUUGAUGUCUGACUUGUCACAGUUGAAUUUGAAGAACUUUGAGUGCAACCAUAAUUUUAUCUCAGUAAGACAGCUGGUCAGGAUGGAGUGAGAUGCAGUUUGAGGGUUUUACACAAACCAGCCAGAGAAACGCUGAAUGGAUUCCAAAAAAUAUACAUUUUUAUUAAUAAUGAAUGAAUUAAUUAAUUAAAAAGUCCAAAAAUAAUUCAAAAAUGAUUAAUUGGGCCCAAAACUGAGGUCAUCAUAAACUACAACUCAGGUAGUAACACAAAGAACUCAAGCACAAACUGACUAAACAAACAAGACAUGAGGGGAACUUAAAUAGUGACUGAUGAGACCACUGCUGACACACAAGGGUGUAAUUAAACAUACAAGAACUUAUACAAAUACUGGUCAACACAAUACUAAAUCUUUAAAUUAAAUAAAUACUAUUAGAACUGAACUAACUGCCAAAAAGAAGAAACAUUAAAGAAAUAGUAAAAUUAAACUAAAGAAAACCAAAUUUCCCCUUCCCCUGGCAAACAAAUGGAAUGACCACUGAAGAGGUUUGCUAGCCAUAUAAGGACAACAAUCAGCUGGAUCUCUUCUAUGUGCCACUCCAGCAGAAGCUCCAAAAGAAACUGGUAACUCAAAACAAGAAGAAUUAAGUUACUAUUCACAUCUCGGUGUGACGGUAGGGUCAGCUGUCACAUGCAGUUUGAUGAAUUUGGUGGAGAUGUAGAGCUGGACAUCGUCAGCAUAGCAGUGGAUGUGGAGGCCAUGGCAGCGGAUGAUGGAACUUAGAGCUAUCUUUUACAGAAUCAAGAGUAGAGGGCCAAGCACCAAACCCUGGGGAACACCUUGUGAUAGAAGGGUAGUGGAGGAGAUGCAAAUAUCGAUGCCGAUGAAUUGUGCCUGUUUGUGAGAUAUGACUGUAACCAGGAGAGGCUUGCAUUUCCUACCUCCUCAGCAUGUCAGUGUUCUACAGUGUCCUCUAAUGUUCCAUCAUUUGAUCCAGGUGUGUUGCAGCGUAGACAUAUUUAAAAGAUGCUGGACACUCACUCUUGAGGACUGGAGUUGAAGUCCCCUGCACUAGGGUCACAUUCAUCCAUUCCCACUCACAAACACAUUGGAGAGACAGACAACCACAUAAUCCAACAUCAAAAAUAAUCAUCUAUUUUUGACAGUCUUCUUCAAACUAACAAGAGUUAAUUUGAUUUAUUGUAUAACUUGACUCAUUAUUUGUUAUAAGAUUUUAAUGUUACGUUACAGAUUUUUUUUCCUCUCAUUCAUUUAUUCACUUGUUGCACUGUAUUGUGAAUGUUCUGAUUUGUUAAUCAGUUGGACUGAUUAUCAGUUUGUUCAUGGUUUUUCUCAUUUUCUACCUGUUACACCUUCAUUCUUUAUUCAAUCAUACUUGUUCCACCCAUGCUUGUGUGCAUCCGUCCAUCCAUCUGUCCGUCCGUCCUUCCGUCCAUCCAUCCAUCCGUCCGUCCGUCCGUCCGUCCGUCCGUCCGUCUAUCCAUUAAUGCAUUAAUCCAUGGCUCUUUGCUCCAGUGGUUUAGCUGAAUUUCCCCCUCCUUCCAGUUUCCCCUUUCCCUGUCUUCAGUUCCACGUCGUCAGAAAGUCAUGGCACAGCGGUGGGAGGCCUCGCUCUUAGCCAAUCAGAAGAAGGAGUAAAUGGAAAGAGUUUUUAACUGUUGGCUUUUUUUAAAGCCAUGAUUGCUUUUCUUUGUUGCACCCAUUAGGGCAAAAUGAUCUUGUCUGCCAACGGCAAAUUUUGAUUUCAGUAUUUGUCAAAUGCCAAUAUGUGUUAAAACCCAAUGUCUGUUUGUUGUUUGUAAAAUGUCUGUUUGUUGCUAAAAUGCACAAAGGCAGAGGAAUGUAUGGUGGCUUCCAGUAAGAUUUGUUAAAAAAAAUAUGGAAAUGUACCUGUUUUUGCUUUCCCUAAAGACUGUUUAGAAAGUGCUUGUAACAUUGUGUUUUGCUGGAUGAUGUAUGACAUACUGUUCAGUUCUUUUUCUUUUUGACAUACUGGCCUGUUCAGAUCUCAAAGAUUUCCACAGAGCCGGCCUAAGGUUGUAUGAUGCACCAAAUAACUUUUAAUUUGGCUACUCUUUGGUUACCGCCUAGAAAUUUGUAAAAAAUAAAUAAAUCACAACAAUUAUGAAAACUGUGCAGAAUUUCUGCUAAUGUGUAGAUUUUUGAAAAAACAUUAAUGUCAAAACAAAUUACAGUUAUUUAACUGAACACUGAAAUAAUUUGAAAAUGUUCUAAAUCAUAUAUGUAGCUUAAAAAUAAAAUAGUGUUUUAAAACUGAAUUUCUGGAGUCAUGUAUGUCCCUCAGUUUAUGUUUUAAAAAAAUUACUAAAAAGUCACUAACUAAAUAAAAAAAAGUUGAAUAUAUUUACUUAUUUUUACAUAUGGGCUUAUAAGUUGUUUUAAAAUUGUCUGACUUUUUAGUUUUUAAUUUUUUCCUUUAUUUAGUUAAAAGGUCAUACUGAUCAGUUCAGAAUAUGACAUGUUAAAAAAUAAAAAGAGGGCAGAAAAUACAGAAACUUCAAAAAGGCAUCCAGGUUGCAAUCUUUGUCCAAUACAACAAGGUUAUUAAAUUCUUAAAAACUUACAACAUGGUUGGAUCAAAUAUGAACUACAUGCUGAUAAAGCUUGUGCCUGUUUUACAAGCCACAUAACAGAAGAUGUUGGAAAACAUUAUCUAACAAGUUAUUUGGUUGAUUAAAAAAAAUCAUCUCUUGUUAAAGCAAACACAGUUUGAUCAUCAUAUUUUAACAAUAACCCCAAAUUUCUUUAACAUGCAUGAAAAAAACAAAACAAAACAAAAAGUGUGUGUUGUGUGAAUCUCCAUAUGAUUUAUAAUGUGAUAGCACUUGUGCAUGGUUAACAGAUUUAAGAUUUUUGAAGGUUUUAAGAGGAAUUCUAAUUCUGAGAGCUAAAUACUCACUGAGAAGAGAACAGGAAUGAUGUAAAAGAAAACUUCUUCUUAGGAAAAGUAAGUAAUUAUUACUUACCUCCAAAACUGUGUUCUGAGAGGGAUCAAUCUAGAGUGGAGGGCCUAGUCAGCUACUUAAUUUGCUUCUGCCUGUGGCCGGCUCUGUAUUCCUCUACUAGCAUUGGCUAUAAACUUGUAUAACUUCAAAUAUUCUACAUUAUGCUACCUUGUGUUUUUCUUCUAUUUAAUUGUCACAAACCCUUAAGUAGCCUAUGUUAUGGAUUAUAAAACCUGUCCAUCAUGUAUUUAUUCAGUUUAUUGAACAUAAUUUACUGUAAUACAAUUUUUAGUUGUUACUGUAGUACCAAUGUACUGUAAAUUUUUUUCAUUUAAAGUACAUUUUCUGCGUAGAAACUUUGCAGAAACUUGAUUAGCAGAAAGAAACGUAAUUUUUGAAAACCGUUGCAUUUCAAGUAUAAGUCUUUGAAAAUCACUGUCUGAAUGAAGUACUCACAUGCUAGAGUCAGCGAUUAAUGGUUUUUUCCUCAUUUCAAUUCUAGCCACUCAGAUACCUCUUUCCUGAGACCUGACCAAAAGCAUGUCCAGAUUUUAGGACUUGUUUUGUUUCAUAGCAGUGUUUUCUCAUGAGCAUAAUUAGAAUAACAAUGUGUUCAGUUGUAAGCUAACAAGGCUCUUUAAAUGUUUGUCAAAAUUGAUGCUUCAGGUUCAGGAUGCUAGCGUCAGCAGGAGCAAAUAAAAGGAAGUUAAAAA